Messenger RNA from Emiliania huxleyi CCMP1516, 1158 nucleotides. RefSeq lists its product as hypothetical. The record is from RefSeq and is a predicted model, not a curated record. The transcript has 7 exons. Gene Ontology annotation, cellular component: mitochondrion. The coding region runs from base 1 to 1158 and encodes 385 amino acids. Gene Ontology annotation, molecular function: metalloaminopeptidase activity; manganese ion binding. Lineage: Eukaryota; Haptophyta; Isochrysidales; Noelaerhabdaceae.
AUGGCGUCGCGGCUGCCUCGGGGCAGCGUCGCCCUCUUCGCGCCGGCGCCGCUGGCCUACAUGUCGCACGACGUGCCCUACCCCUUUCAGCAGGCGCCCGACCUGCACUACCUCUGCGGCUUUGCAGAGCCAUCCUGCCUGCUCGCCUGCGUGAAGCGCGGCGGCGGAGACGGCGGCAGGUCCUCCGGCAGCGGCGUGGAUGCGCCGGACGAUGCGGAGUGGCUCCUCUUCGCGCUGUGGGACGGACCCCGCGCCGGCAUCGACGGCGCCAGGCGGCACAUCCUACCCGACGGCGAGGUGCUCAAGAUCGGCGCCGCCCCCACCGCCCUCCUCCGCAUCCUCGACGCGAUGGAUGCCAGUCGCGGAGAUACGGCCAUACGCCCCGGCCUCCUCUUCGACGUCGACCGAAACCCGCAACUCACCGCAGCGCUGCGGCCGGUGCUGGAGUGGUGCAAGGAGCGGCAGCUGCGCGUGACGCGCGCCGCGGCGCACGUGCAGCCCCUCCGCCUCCUCAAGUCGGACGCUGAGGCCGCCCUGAUGGCGCGCGCGGCAGACGCGACGGCGGAGGCGCUGCGCGGCUGCGGGCGGCUCGCCUACCCGUGCGUUGUCGCCUCGGGGGUGCGCGCGUGCACGCUGCACUACAUGCACAACAAUGCGCUGCUGUCGCCAGGCUCCUUCGGCGGGUACUCCGCCGACAUCACCCGCACGUGGCCCUUGUCGGGCACUUUCACGCCCGAGCAGAGAGACGUCUACUCGGCCGUGCUGAGCGUGAACGAGGCUUGCAUCGCCGCAGCAAAGGGGGACGGAGGCACGUCGAUCGCGUCGCUGCACCACCUCUCCCUCCGGCUCACGCACGAGGCUGGCGGCCACUACUUGGGCCUCGACGUGCACGACACGCCGCUCGCGUCGCAGUCGCAGCCACUGCUGCCUGGCAUGGCGCCGCACCCACUCGAGCGGUUCGGCGGCCUCGCGCUGACUGUGGAGCCGGGGCUGUACUUCCCACCCGACGACCCGCAGCUGCCGGCGUGGUGCCGCGGCAUCGGCGUGCGCAUCGAGGACGACAUCGUCAUCGGCAGCGACGGCGCCGCGCGUGUACUGACGACGCGCGCGCCGAAGGCGGUGGCGGAGGUGGAGGAGGCGGUGAGGAGAGGGCUCUAG